This is a messenger RNA of Brachypodium distachyon (stiff brome), 1329 nucleotides long. Its product is annotated as PLASMODESMATA CALLOSE-BINDING PROTEIN 5. The transcript is spliced from 3 exons. The record is from RefSeq and is a predicted model, not a curated record. Lineage: Eukaryota; Viridiplantae; Streptophyta; Magnoliopsida; Poales; Poaceae. Bases 485 to 943 code for a protein of 152 amino acids.
UGGGUUACUGAUCUUGGGAUAUUCAUAGGCCUUUUAUAUCGAAACGGAGGGAGUAUUGGACUUCGUGGAAUUAAGAGACCCUAGAAUGGAGCCAGCUACCUGAGAACCACCAUUGAAUUGAGGCUGUUGGAUCAUGAUGUUGAACGGCCAGAUCUUUCUGUGAUUCUGUCCUCCAUGCACCUGGACUCUACAUUUGGGGAAUGUACCCUAAAUUUGGCCUCCAAGACUCGUGUGGUUUUCCAAUUACUUUUCUCCAUCUGUCUCUGCCCUGUGCGUUAGCGCCGUCCAGGGAAUAAAGGGCGCAUGUUCCUUGGUCCCCUGCGGACUGGAAAGCGAGGGCGAAAGUAUCUGAAGACGCGCCGUCACACGUCCCCACAACAGCACUCCGCUUCACACUCUGCUCUGCUUCGCCCUCCCCUCCUUCCACCCGCAACGGUAGGAUUCACAUCCUCCAAUCAGCUGCUUCCAGAUCGUACGAGCCCCAAUGGUGGCGGCCUCGCCUCCCCUUCUCCACCUUGCCCUCCCCCUCCUCCUCUUCGCCGCCCACGCGGCUGUCGGCAGCGCCGCAGGGGCCGUCGCGGUGAGCAGUGGCGGUCAGCUCUGGUGCGUCGCGAAGAAUAACGCCGAGGAUGGCGCGCUGCAGUCGGCUAUCGACUGGGCUUGCGGCCCCAACGGCGGCGCCGACUGCCGCGCCAUCCAGCUGGGCGGCGCCUGCUACGAGCCGCCCGACCUCCUGGCGCACGCGUCCUACGCAUUCAACGACUACUUCCUCCGAUCCGGUGGCGCCGCCAACCCCGCCUCCUGCGAUUUCUCCGGCGCCGCCGCGCUCAUCGGCCUGAACCCCAGUCAUGGGAACUGCGUGUUUCCUUCCAGGUCAGUGCAUCCCCCAAAAACGGCAGCUUCACAGGAACAACAAGCUAUGGUCAGAACGCUGCAGAUUUAAGCGAAAGUUCUUCCUGUCAACUCAACCUGUGGUCAUUGCUUUUAUGCAUGUCUAUAUCUGUAACAAUUUUGGUCGUGUUGCAUUUCUGAGGAAUUUUCUUGAACUCCUUUCUGCAUGUAUAUGAUAAAAUGUUGAGCUGCAGCAAUGCAGUGUGUUCUCUAAGUGGUUGAAGAAUUUCUUCAGGAGGUAGAUGAGUAUAGAGAGAAAGAAAAUCCCCCUCUGAUGCUUCCCCAGUUUUCCUUCUGUUCUUUCAAAUGUGCGUUAUUUUAAAUGAGCAUUCAGAGGGGUCCUUGGUCCUUGCUCUCUUCGGUCCCAUGCACUUAUUCAACUUUGCUUCGGUUUUAAGUGUAUUAUCCUGCAUUCCCCUCCGUGAAUGCUUCAACACC